Capronia epimyces CBS 606.96 is the source of this 966-nucleotide messenger RNA. Its product is annotated as 2-dehydropantoate 2-reductase. Bases 1 to 966 code for a protein of 321 amino acids. Gene Ontology annotation, molecular function: 2-dehydropantoate 2-reductase activity. The transcript is spliced from 5 exons. Gene Ontology annotation, cellular component: cytoplasm. Gene Ontology annotation, biological process: pantothenate biosynthetic process. The record is from RefSeq and is a predicted model, not a curated record. Lineage: Eukaryota; Fungi; Ascomycota; Eurotiomycetes; Chaetothyriales; Herpotrichiellaceae.
AUGGCUGAAGAGGUCAACGUGCUGCUAUAUGGGCUUGGGGCGAUUGGAUCCUUCUACGCCUUCAUCCUAGACCGAUCCAAACGAGUGCGGUUGACCGUGGUGGCCCGGUCCAAUUACGAAGCGGUCCAGAAGAAUGGCCUGCACAUCAAGAGCUUGAACCAUGGAGAUCAUGUUGUCCGGCCUGCCAAAGUCGUGAAAACGCCGGCCGAAGCGGGUGAGACUUACGACUAUGUGGUCUGCGCGCACAAAGCUAUCGACAACUCCUCAGUGCCGCAGCAACUCGCUCCCGCCGUCGACAGGAAUAAGACUUGUAUUGUGAUCAUCCAGAACGGCGUGGGAAAUGAGGAUCCGUUUCGGAAAGCAUUCCCCAAGAAUCCGAUUCUGAGUUGCGUGACAUGGGUGGGUGCCAUUCAGAGCGCUCCGGGUGUUGUAAACCACACCACGUCGGAGAACACUCAGAUUGGCAUCUUCCCCGCCGGCGACGCAUUGGAUCCGGCGGUGGAGAAAUCAAGACUCGACGAGUUCUCCUAUUUGCUGCGAGAGGGAGGGACGCCUUUUACCGUCGAGGAUAAUAUUCAGGUGCAACGGUGGGAAAAGGUGGUCUGGAACGUUGCGUGGAACUCCCUGACCACGCUGACCAUGCUUGACACUCAUGCCUGGCUCAAUUCAUCGCCCGAUUCGACGGCAAUGACCCGGAGGCUGAUGCGCGAAGUCAUCGAUGUGGCACAGAAGUGCAACGUGCCCAUCAAGUAUGAGCUCAUUGACCAACUCGUCGACAAGAUCUUGGCUAUGCCACCCAUUGGAAGCAGCAUGCAGACCGACUGUAAGAUGGGCAGACCAAUGGAAGUGGAUGUGAUCUUAGGAACUCCCGUGCGAAAAGGAAGAGAGCUGGGUGUUGACAUCCCAAUACUAGAGGUUCUUCAUACACUGUUGGUCGCCAUCAACACUCGAUUGAAGCCGAGUUGA